UCCCAGGAGAGGGGCUGGGCCUCUCUAAGCAGGAACUGGAGUCAGAGGCUUCCCCUGCUUCUCGCCGGGAGAGAAGAAUAUUAGGAAUGACUUUCAGCGCCGUACUUCCUACCCUGUCUCACAGUAGCGACACAGCUUGGGGGCCAUCAAACUGCAGCUCAGCCUCACCCCUGCAGGAGUCCAGAUGCAGGCCAAGUACAGCAGCACAAGGGAAAUGCUGGACUUUGAUGGGGAUACCAUCAGGAGUGUACAGUCUCGAAGCUCUUCUACAAGCCAGCGGCCAGAGGCUGGGCACACAGAACCAGCUCUUCUGACCUGCUGGUGGAAUGGAUCCAAGAGAAAGAAAAAGCGAAAUCCUGCCUUUUCCUCUUUGCUCCCUGCAGAGCGCCGGCCUCCCUCUUCAGUUUGGCGUCCAGUGGCCCUGACCCUGCUGACUUUGUGUUUGGUGCUGCUGAUCGGCCUGUUAGCCCUGGGGCUUGUGUUUUUUCAGUUCUAUCAGCUUUCCAAUACUCAGCAAGACAGCAUUUCUCACAAGGAAGAAAGACUGGGGAAUCUCUCCCGACAGCUGCAGUCUCUCCAAACCAAGAACAGGAAGCUUGCAGAAAUCCUACAGCGCGUGGCUGAAAAACUGUGUCGAGAGCUCUAUAACAAAAGUGGAGAACACAGAUGCAGCCCUUGUCCAGAAGAAUGGAAGUGGCAUGGGGACAAAUGCUACCGAUUCUGUAGAGAGAGCAAGAAUUGGCAGGGCUGUGACUAUUUCUGCAUCGCUGAGAACGCGACCAUGCUGAAGAUAAACACACAAGAAGUGCUGGAGUUUGCCAUGCCUCAGAGCUACUCUGAGUUUUUCUACUCUUAUUGGACAGGGCUCUCUCGCAAUGGCAGCGGCAAAGCCUGGCUGUGGACUGACGGAGCCCCGUACUCCCCUGAACUGUUUGAGAUUAUAAUAGAUUUUACUAGCCUAAGAAGCAGGGACUGUGUGACCAUCCUCAAUGGAAAGGCUUUCUCGAAGGACUGCAAAGAGUUGAGGCGGUGUGCAUGCGAAAGAAAGGCGGCCAUGGUGAAGCCCGAGAGCCUCUAUUAGCUUCCCUGAGCCAUUAUAUGGAGGUGAUGGACUCUCCCACCAUAACUGCAAUGUCAAGCUCCCCUCAGGGAGACUGAAGAUCAGAACAGAAGUCAAUCUCUUUAUGUGCAGUUGUAAGAGUUUGGUUUCAGUUCCUAUUUUUCCCCAUGUGACCAUAUUUAUACAACAAUUCAGCAUAAAGGUUGAGCCAAGCAAAGUCAAUGCAAAGGAUAUUUGAGACAUUGGAACAUGGAAAAAAAAAGUUAGGAAAAGCAAUUUUUCUGACUGGUGCAAGAAGGAUUUUCAUGCUUCCUGUUCAGGAUCCCCAGCACUCCUGAGCUUGGGUUCAUGCAUAUAUUUACCAGUCACAAAGACAUCCGAUGUGCCAACAACCAGUCUCAGAAUCUCAUAAAGUUGUAAUCCACCUUCUUGACUUAGAGAUCACGUCUAAUGUUCUUCCUUCUCAGCAUCUAGUAUCAUCCCCCUGUUUCCACGUCUUCCUUCAUAUUUGGAGAAGUGAGAAACUUACUGAAGUAGAGGAAAUAAAUGUACGUAACAUUCUUUGCCCCAAAGGUCAAGUAGUCUGUGAGAAAUUAGCAAUCAUUUCCUAUACUGUGCUCCUAAAUACAUAAUUAAUUCUUUCUGUUUGCUUCACUCCAUAUUUUUCCCUUCCUAGUCUUUCAAUAAAGCCCCUAUCUGCCAUGUCAAUGGGCUGCUUUCCACUGGGAUAAUUCUCUUAGUUAGAAUCUUAACUUCUUACGAACGUACCUCCCCAUAUCCAUUGAGAACUCCAACAAUUGGGACACCUGGGUGGCUCAGUCAGUUCUUGAUUUCAGCUCAGGUCGUGAUCUGAGGGUCCUGGAAUCGAGCCCUGCUUCGGGCUCUGUGCUGAGUGGAACCUGCUUAAGAUUUUUUGUCUGCCUCUCCCUUUGCCCCUCCCCACUCAUGAUCUCUCUCUCUCUAAAACAAACAAACAAACAAACAAACAAACAACUCCAAUGAUUGUGUCCUUUCCCUAGGAAUUUCUUCCAGGAAAGAAAUAUUCUCAGCUCAGUUCCAUAUCCAAAUUACUGUCCCUGAUGCUCCCUUCAGCAAUACUGAAGACCAGAGCAAAAGUCAGUCUCUUUAUGUGGGUCUAUAAUAGUUUGGUUUCAGCUCCUAUUUUCUUCCAUUUGAUCCAUGUUUAUACCUUUCAGGUACUGAAGAUUUAAUAAUAAUAAAUGUAAAUAAUGUGAAAUGUGUGUGACGGAGAAUAGAUUUGUGAUUUGGGGACAAUUUCAGUGUGGAGAUGCUCUUCAAAAGUGAUAGCAAUCUGUGUUCUGGUUGUUUGUGCCUUACAGAGAGUUUGUAGGGACUCUACAAGAGUACUGAUUAUUUGAUUAUUUGAGGGAUAAGUCUUUGAGAAACAUGCUGUCUUCAAGAAGAUGAUUUUAAUACUCUCCUGAGAUGAAAUCCUUUGAGGCAAGUUUGUCAUUAACACAUAGCUAAAGAUGAGUAAAUACAAUCUUAAUAGGGUGAGUUAUCCAAUAAGGUCAUGGAAAGUGGAAGAGAAACUGUGAACAUCUGCACACAUCACUGGCUUCUUGUGUAAGCGCCCCCUUUCUCAGGAUGCCAAGAUGCACAAAAGUAAUGGGUUACUGCAAGUAACACCGUCACAACCAGUGACUGUUGAUUUGUAGAGAAAUCAGUUUUAGGGGUUUAAUGCUCGUGAGGAUAAUCUAUUAUCUUUAUUU
Mirounga angustirostris (Northern elephant seal) is the source of this 2793-nucleotide messenger RNA. It is a transcript of the gene CLEC1A, whose product is annotated as C-type lectin domain family 1 member A. Gene Ontology annotation, biological process: signal transduction. The transcript has 6 exons. Gene Ontology annotation, cellular component: plasma membrane. The coding region runs from base 185 to 1081 and encodes 298 amino acids. The record is from RefSeq and is a predicted model, not a curated record. NCBI's taxonomy places the organism in Eukaryota, Metazoa, Chordata, Mammalia, Carnivora, Phocidae. Gene Ontology annotation, molecular function: transmembrane signaling receptor activity.